AUGCGCCCAAAUGUAUCCAAAAAACCCACGACAUUGCCAUUGCUGUGGAUUGAUCCCACGAGAGAUUUAUGGACAGCAGUCCAGGGAGAAGACAGUGUGACCAAGGCUGCCAAAAGGCCAACUGAUUGCCAGACACCCAGAGAGGGGAGAACGCACGAACACGCGUGCCAGAGACAUGUAUUGUCCGACGAAAUGUCGAACCCAGCCGCAAACGAUGCCAGCGAGAUGAUGCAAAAUGCAAUGACCGUGGCCAGAAAUGGUUUCCAAUGGACCAUCAUUCUCCAAGACUUUGCAGCGAAGGAGGAAAAUCCAAGAAGCUGCGUGUGA
Messenger RNA from Pseudogymnoascus verrucosus, 327 nucleotides. RefSeq lists its product as uncharacterized. NCBI's taxonomy places the organism in Eukaryota, Fungi, Ascomycota, Leotiomycetes, Thelebolales, Thelebolaceae. Bases 1 to 327 code for a protein of 108 amino acids. The record is from RefSeq and is a predicted model, not a curated record. The transcript has a single exon.